Messenger RNA from Exophiala aquamarina CBS 119918, 906 nucleotides. RefSeq names its product 60S ribosomal protein L5. Lineage: Eukaryota; Fungi; Ascomycota; Eurotiomycetes; Chaetothyriales; Herpotrichiellaceae. The record is from RefSeq and is a predicted model, not a curated record. Gene Ontology annotation, biological process: ribosomal large subunit assembly; translation. Gene Ontology annotation, molecular function: 5S rRNA binding; structural constituent of ribosome. Bases 1 to 906 code for a protein of 301 amino acids. Gene Ontology annotation, cellular component: cytosolic large ribosomal subunit; ribosome. The transcript is spliced from 3 exons.
AUGCCUUUCACAAAGCUUGUCAAGAAUUCCCCCUACUUCUCACGCUUCCAGACCAAGUACAAGCGCAGACGAGCCGGCAAGACCGAUUACUAUGCACGAAAGCGGUUGAUUUCUCAAGCCAAGAACAAAUACAAUGCUCCCAAAUACCGCCUCGUCGUUCGCUUCACUAACCGCGACAUCAUUGCGCAACUUGUGACUGCUGAACUCACUGGUGACAAGGUCUUCGUUGCUGCGUACGCCCACGAGCUCAAGAGAUAUGGCAUCAACAACGGUCUGACCAACUGGUCUGCUGCCUACGCCACCGGUCUCCUUCUGGCCCGCCGAGCUCUCAAGAAACUCGACCUGGAUGAGGACUUUACUGGGGUUGAGGAGGCCGAUGGAGAAUUCAAACUCACCGAGGCCGCUGAAGGCGAAGAUGGCGAAGGACGUCGACCUUUCAAGGCUUUCCUCGAUGUUGGUCUUCACCGGACUUCCACUGGUGCUCGCGUCUUUGGUGCCUUGAAGGGUGCCUCUGACGGCGGCCUCUACAUCCCCCACAACGAGAAGCGUUUCCCCGGAUACGACCAAGAGAGCAAAGAACUUGAUGCUGACACGCUUCGCAAGUACAUCUUUGGCGGUCACGUGGCUGAGUACAUGGAGACUCUAGCUGAUGACGAUGAGGAGCGCUACAAGUCCCAAUUCAGCAAAUACAUUGACAACGAUGUCGAAGCUGAUGGUCUGGAAGAACUCUACAGCGAGGCUCAUGCUGCUAUCCGUGAGGAUCCCUUCAAGAAGGAUGAGGAUGAGGGCGAGAAGAAGAGCAAGGAUGAGUGGAAGGCUGAAGGCAAGAAGCACCGCCAACAAAAGCUUUCCAAGGAGGAGAAGGAACAGAGAAUCAAGGAGAAGAUUGCAUCUCUUGCCUCUUGA